GCAAAGCUGACAGCUUCCGGUUGGGAGUCUGCACGUGUUCGACGAUACACUGAGGAUUUCGGAUCUUUCCACCACAGUUUGGGUUCUUCCCGGACUAUUUAGUCUGCUUCUCCUCGUACUGCUUGUCUUCCCAGGCGGUGGACGCGUGUCACGGUGAUCGGGAGAGGACAAACGUCUUCACCCAUGCUAGCUAAAAGAGGAGCUAGCGUUAGCCGAGCCGGAGGAGCAACGCGUUUAGAACCGAAGACCGCGUUAGAGAAAGGACCACGACACGUAACCCGGACAAUGAUUUAAUUCCUUAAAAUGGAUUACCAGUUCCCACAGCAGCUUUUCCCUUCGCAUUACACAGAGGGACCCCCGGACUUGGUGCUAAAACACUGCGCAGGUAACUGGGGCAGUUAUGACCGAGUCCUCCCUCAGGGCAGCUCGGGUCCCCCCUCCAGCUGGACGUUUACAGCCAGACAUCAGGCCAAAGGGGAGACAUGGCGUCUCACAGAGCCGAUACCAGUUCCCCUCCUGUCCCCGAAAAGCUGUUUUCUUUUGCCUUUGGAGCCUCCAAAUCCACUGAACUUCACAGAACAUAUGAAGAACUUCUACUUGGACCACUGCCAAGAUGCCUUCGGGUUCAUGGGGGAAAUGCUGAGCGAGAAUCUCAUCCAACCACCACAAAAGAGAUACACCAGGAAGUCGGUCUACGGUGUGAGAAGCGCCCUCGACAUGAUGAAAAUGGGUCCGCGCUCGUCCUGCUCCAAGUCCCUGGCGGCAUUUGGCGCCCUGCUGUAUGACGUGGUGCCCGCCGUGCCCACCGAGCUGCUGGGCUCUCUGCUGCACGAGGAGCUGAUGGAGCAAAGGGACAGCGCGCUGUUCUCCGAGGGGGCCACAGGUGGCGCCCUGGCCUUCGUUCCAUUCCCUCAGGGCGGCAGCGAGCCCCAGAGUGGCUGCCUCCUCUACCCCGGAAACCCGGGCCUGGACCGCCUCAACUUCCACAGAGUGGAGCUGCAGCACAGCAGGGGGGGUUCCUCCUGUGUGGACGUCAGCAGCAGUGACCCAUUCAGCUUCCAGCUGAAGGGCCCCGUCCGACAGAUCAGCUGCGCCUCCCUGUUCAACGACUGUUGCGUCGCUGUGCGCUCUGAUCACCUGUGUGGAGUCUGGAGGUUCAGUAAACAGGACGCGCCUCGCCUCCUGCAGGUAGUCAACACCAGAGAGGUCGCGACCUGUGUCAGCGUCAGUCCGCACAUCUUAGGUGAAGUCCUGGUGGCGAGUGAGAGCGGGGCGGUGGACCUCUGGCACGUAGGCAAAGGAAUGCAGAGGGUCCGGCACGAAGACAGUAACUUGUACUUCAACGCCAAGUCGUUGUGGCGAUGGGGCGAGUUCUCUGCCCACCCGAGAGUGAUGGUGUAUGCGGACAGGACGGGAGUGGAGCUCACAGACAUCCGGGAGAGUCCCGUCUCAAGUCACACCCUGUUUCGUAUCAGCAACACCUCAGAGUGUCGCAGCGGGGAGAGGCUUGUACUGUCUACUUACCUGGGAGACGUCCACACCUUCCAGCACCUCGUCACUACUCAGUGUUCAGCCUACAUCAUAGACGAGCGAUUCCCCUGCAUUGCCAUGCUCAAGUGGGAUCAUAUGAUGAAGUCCCCACCCAUGUUUUGUCAUGUAGUUUGUGAUUCUGCCUCCUCUGGCUCAGCAGUGGGUGGGGCUGGGGCUACCAAGGUGCUACUGGGCUCCCAAAAAUCUCAGGAAAUCACACUGCUGCAGUUUUUGGGAGGCAGAGCGAAGGCCACCUCCAGUCGAGGUCCUCCUCGUGCGCUUCUCAGACCCAAAGACAGUCUGCAACACCUUCCUGUCCAGAUCCCUCACCGCCUGGACCUAACUACAAGCAGGUUGUCUGCACCUGCUGCAGGUCUGACUUGUAUUCCAAUGAGAGCGGCAAGAGAGGGCGGUGGGGAUGAGUGCAUCUGUAUCCUCCAGCUGACGGAGGCAGGGGACAUCUUCUACCAUAACCUGGAGUCAGAGCUGACGGAGGCCGCUCCACCUCCUGCAGCAGAAGACGCUCAAACAGCAGCCCCAACUUCAGGGGCGGCGGCAGUCCACCAGCGGCCUAUGCUGGUCGUAUCGGAGACGUUGAGCGACAAGAACGUGAUUGGACCAACCCAGGGCCCGUCAGGGGCCAAAACACUGGAGGAGGAGCAAGAUGUGCACUCUGACUCCUCCCAGGACUCGGAGCCCCGACACAGGGGUCGCUUCAAUGCUUACUUUGGUCUGAAGGUCAUGGUCAACAGUGACCCCGAGCUGGAUCGAGGUAUUGAGGUACCGGAUCGCAGAGAUGACACUGAGGAGACCGGCAGGGUGGAGAACACUGGCGGGGUGGAGAACACCGGUGACGGGGUCUCUGUCAGCUUGGGUGCCGCAGAGUGUCGGCCUCCGCCAAAGCUCAGCAACGAGGCUCUCGUCGUGUGGAAACAUUGGCUCCAGAAGUUGGUGCAGAGGAAUCGCAAGAAGGGGCCCGCCCGUUGGCGCUGUCAGCAGCACCAGGCAGUCCCAACCGAGGCCCUCCUCCCAUCGGGCAGUGUGGCGAGGGAUCCCACUGAAGGGGCCCGAGUGCAGAGCCUGAGGGGCGACCUGAGAGCGUGCAUGGCCAAGCGAGCCCUGCUGCUCCACGCUGCAGUCUCCGCCCCCCUGGAGGCUCCGCCCAUGGUGGCAGUACCCGGCGCUGUGGAAACAGAAGCCUGGCUGGACAAUAUCAGCCAGCGUUUGACUGUGUCCUGGCAGGGCGAGGAUGCGUGGCUGGCAUGGUGGAGGGAGCAUCUGGGUCUGAACCGGGAGGACAAGGUGAAGGCCCUGAAGAGAAAGAGGAGGUGGGAGAAGGACUUGAGGAGAGCUGCGGGCCGGCGCAUGGAUCUGUCCGGGAGCUUCACCUCCUCAGUCAGCUACCAGUCAGAGCUGAGCGACUUCUCUGACACGUCGGGCUGGUCCUCCGUCUUGAGCCAGGGGACGUGGUCAGAGAACCAGGAGAGACUGUCCCAGGCAGACAGCUCUCUGGAGGACAGGACUCCCAGAGCCACCACACCCACCACACCGCCCGCCACACAAACUUGCACGCCAGUUGCCGUGCCGACAACCACGCCAGGUGACCAGCAGACUACCAGUAACGCCCUGUCCCAGACGCCAAGACGGGAUUCCACACCAUCCAAUCAGAGGAGACCGAAGCGUCCAGCAGACGACUACCUCCACGUUCUGUUUGCUCCACAGGAUGAGGCCCCGCAGCACGAUGGUUAUUUCCAGGGAGGGGAGAGCGCCACGCACCAAUCGGCACCACCACCGCCGCGCAGGGCCCAGUCCUCCGCCCUGGGCAACCUCUGGCUGCACCUGUCACAGGACGCCACCCACUCUCAGCCUCAGACCCUCUCCCAGAGUUCAAGGGGGCGCCCGGGCUCGUCACAGACGUCGCAGCCAAAGAAGAAGUCUCGGAUGGGAUUUUGAUCGGAACUCACUCUUCCUGUGACGUGGAUUAAACAGUGUUCCUGCAGACUGGAUCUAACGGGGCAAGAAGACUGCAGACCAGUUUGGUAGGACUGAAUGAAAGUUCUGUGUGUGUGUGCGCGAUAUAAUGAGGCUUUCACUGGUUAAUGCGGUGACUCCCUCAGAGAUGAACACUGCUGUCUUAUUCUCAGCUGAAGGGUCAAUAGAUGACUAGAGGACGUUGAUCUCUGGAUGGCAGAAGAGUUAAAAUAUGAAGUUAAAAGUAGUAGGAAACUCAUUUUUAAAUGGAUCCCUAUCAAAGUAUAAUUUUUUUUUCCAACUUCAAACUCUUGUGGGUGUAUGUUCAGUGCCCUAUUGUGCAGUUCUUUCACAAAAGUCCCUCAGUUUGUUUGAUGUAAUAAACAAGAGCAACAAUA
This is a messenger RNA of Pungitius pungitius (ninespine stickleback), 3899 nucleotides long. RefSeq names its product TATA-box binding protein associated factor, RNA polymerase I subunit C (gene taf1c). The coding region runs from base 304 to 3483 and encodes 1059 amino acids. Lineage: Eukaryota; Metazoa; Chordata; Actinopteri; Perciformes; Gasterosteidae. The transcript is spliced from 15 exons. Gene Ontology annotation, cellular component: fibrillar center. Gene Ontology annotation, biological process: transcription by RNA polymerase I. The record is from RefSeq and is a predicted model, not a curated record. Gene Ontology annotation, molecular function: RNA polymerase I core promoter sequence-specific DNA binding; protein binding.